This is a messenger RNA of Nymphaea colorata (pocket water lily), 2393 nucleotides long. RefSeq names its product sucrose transport protein SUT2. The record is from RefSeq and is a predicted model, not a curated record. Gene Ontology annotation, molecular function: sucrose:proton symporter activity. The transcript has 5 exons. Gene Ontology annotation, cellular component: plasma membrane; vacuole. NCBI's taxonomy places the organism in Eukaryota, Viridiplantae, Streptophyta, Magnoliopsida, Nymphaeales, Nymphaeaceae. The coding region runs from base 210 to 1754 and encodes 514 amino acids. Gene Ontology annotation, biological process: sucrose transport.
UGUGACUGUGACGUCCACCUCGCACGAUCCCCCAUGAAGGGGAUUUAUCAUUUAUCGGCGACCAUGGUGAACUUGCUUGCAGGCGAAGCGGCGAAGGGACGAAAUUCCAAAAGAAGGAAAGAGCCCAGCUGAGUUGCCGUGCAUGCAGCAGAAUCCUCCUGGCACCUGUGCCUCGGAGCUCUGAAAAGGAAAAGGAAGAAAGCGGCGAGAUGACGGCACCCUCGUCAUCGUUCAAGGAAGAAGGGAGAGGAGGCGGAGGAGGAGGACGAAGUAGCAGUGGAACGCUGGGGUAUCGAAGGGUGCCGCUGAGGCGCCUCUUCCGAGCGGGGUCGGUGGCCUGCGGGGUCCAGUUCGGUUGGGCGCUGCAGCUGUCGCUGCUGACGCCUUACGUACAGGAACUCGGCAUCCCGCACGCAUGGUCGAGCCUCGUCUGGCUUUGUGGCCCCGUCUCCGGCAUGGUCGUCCAGCCGCUCGUCGGCCACCUGAGCGACCGCUGCGCCAGUCCGUGGGGCCGCCGCCGCCCCUUUAUCGCCGGGGGGGCCCUGGCCAUCGCCCUCGCCGUAGUUACCAUCGGCUACUCUUCCGAUAUCGGUUCCGUUCUCGGAGAUUCCUCGACAGCGAGGCUGCGGCCACGGGCGAUCACGGUGUUCGUGCUGGGGUUCUGGCUCCUCGACGUCGCCAACAACUUAAUCCAGGGGCCCUGCAGAGCUCUCCUCGCUGAUUUUACUGGAAAGGACCCAAGGAGAGCUCACCGUGCAAAUGCUUACUACUCAAUGUUCAUGGCUGUGGGGAACAUACUCGGGUUUGCCACUGGUUCAUACAGCUUGUGGUUCAAAAUAUUGCCCUUCACAUUGACUACAGCAUGUGGCAUCAACUGUGCAAAUUUAAAAUCUGCUUUUCUUCUCGGCGUGGUCAUUCUGGCUCUCACUACAUGCAUGACCCUAACAGCAGCUGACGAAGCACCACUAAAUGUCAGCAACCAUGUUGUAGAAAAUUAUGGGCAAGUGGCCUUUGAUGAAGAAGAAUCUCCAGAUCCUUCGUUUUGUGAACUACUUGGUUCUUUAAGAUACCUAUCACAACCAAUGUUGUUAAUUAUGCUUGUAACUGGAUUAAUGUGGCUUGGCUGGUUUCCCUUUCUACUUUUUGAUACCGACUGGAUGGGUCGUGAGGUUUAUAAAGGUGUUCCAUCAGGAAGUGAUGCAGUCCACAACUAUUAUUAUGUUGGAGUGCGCAUGGGGGCAUUUGGUUUGCUGCUUAAUUCUGUAGUCCUUGGCCUGUCUUCACUUGUAGUUGAGAGAGUAUGCAGAAAAUGGGGGACUGCUUUGGUCUUGGGCAUUUCAAACCUUAUUAUGUCUUUCUGCUUCUGGAUAAUGCUUUUGAUUUCAUUCAUUGUGAGCAAAAUGCAGUUUCAUGAUCCGGGGAUUCCUCCUAAAGGAAUUGUUGUUGCUGCAUUGGGUAUUUUUUCUCUUCUGGGAUUGCCGCUUGCUAUAACUUACAGCGUUCCUUAUGCAAUGAUAUCCACUCACACAGAAUCCCUAGAAAUUGGUCAAGGAUUAGCUAUGGGGAUAUUGAAUUUAUCUGUAGUAAUUCCUCAGAUGAUAGUGUCCUUGUUGAGUGGACCAUGGGAUCAGCUGCUAGGCGGUGGGAAUUCUCCCUCUCUGUUUGUGGGAUCUGCUGCAGCCUUUGCCAGCGGGGUAAUUGCUAUCCUCUAUCUUCCACAAUUCACUGCAGAAAAGUCCAGAGGCCAACCAUAACUCGACGUUAUCUCUUCACUAUGCAAAAAUGCAGACAUCCGCAGAAAGCAAAACGAAAAUGUAUAGAGAAAGCAAUAAUUGUGAAUUUUUAUUUGUUUGUGGCAAUGAAGCCACAAUUUAUGUCUACCCAUUUGCUUUUUAACUUUUCAAGACUAGGCAUCUUCAGAAAGGUAAUCGCAAUCCCGCUAUGGAUGGGGUCUCUAUCUGUUUGAUCAUGUGUAGUAGCUACCAUGUGGGUUGUUUUAGUUUUAUCACUCAUUGACUAUUCUCCAUGAUAUUCGUCAUGUUAUCAUGGCCCCAUAACUUUAUUAAAUGGAGAAAUCGUUCCUCAACCUCGAAGCAGAAGUUGAAAUCUUUGUGUCCUAUGUUGGGCAGUUCACAAGGGUGUCCACAUCCUUUGACGUAGCUAGGAGCCAAUGUAUUCCCGGCGCCUUCUGAAUUCUGGCCACAGUCCCAACCGAGAAGCUGGCAUUCAUCUUGUAACACAGAGGCCAGCAACAAUUGGGUGACAGAAAAGAAAAGAACACAACAAUCAAACAAGUUGCACAUGCCACAGGGAGCUCAAUUGUUGUUUGUUUCUAUUGUCUACGGACAAAAACUUUAUGUCGUAUGUGGUUUCUUCAACUGUGGUUCGUUUGU